Colletotrichum truncatum is the source of this 612-nucleotide messenger RNA. RefSeq lists its product as uncharacterized. NCBI's taxonomy places the organism in Eukaryota, Fungi, Ascomycota, Sordariomycetes, Glomerellales, Glomerellaceae. Gene Ontology annotation, biological process: mitochondrial respiratory chain complex IV assembly. The record is from RefSeq and is a predicted model, not a curated record. Gene Ontology annotation, cellular component: mitochondrial matrix.
AUGUCACUUUUACGGACCCACUCCGGUCCGCCGGAAUCCAAUCAGGUGGCCUGCAUAGCAAUACGACCAUCAAGCUUCACUCCUGGGUUGCGAGAAAAUCGUCUGUUGGCACUCAUCGACGCUCACUUCAGCCUUUAUCGGGGGAUUCAAUUCGAACUCUCUGCCACCUCGCGCGAGCAUGUCACGGUUAUAGACGAAGCCCUUGGCCUCCUUUCUAAACACAAAAAAGACGCGAUCAUGCCACCCCAUCCCCUCCACCCGCGGUCGCGUAUGACCUCAUCUCUCUUCGCAACCACAGUUGUCGCCAGUUUUUUUGUCGUUGGUCUACCGCAUCUGUUGCCCUGCCCGGCACCAAGGGUCACUUACGCCGAUGGAGAUAUUGUUGUAGGAGAGGAUGGUCGACGAAGGAGAAGGAAGCGCCGCGAAAACCCUGAAAUCAAGGACGGCAUUGUUAAUUUCGAUCAAGUUGGCGACGAGGAAACUCUGCAAGCAAGGGAGGAGCGGUUGAGGAGGGAGUGUCCAGUACCGAAGCCGGGUGGCAUACUAGGAGAGUGGUUGGGAUUCCACGGACCGAGCAAAGAAGCACAAGCGGCACCGAGAGUCGUAAGGUGA